AUGCAUGAACAGCAGGAGAAAGUGCUUUUGAAGCACGACACGGGUAGCCUCAGGGCCCCAGGGGCCUCAGCCAGGGUUGUCCUGAGAGAUGACCUGAGUCCUUCGGAAGAGCAAGUCAAGCUGGCCCGCAAGCAUGCGAAAGCACCUGAGCCCCCUUUGCCCAGGCCAGGAAGAGACUCAGAACUAGCUGAUGUCAAGGUCAGACCAGUUGACAGAGGAGUCCCAGCCCCUGCAGGGGGCAAGUGGGCCUCCAGGGGGAGCAUGAAGAAGUGUAUCAGCCUGCUUGGGGAGGACAGCGCUGUGCCCAUGUCCUUGGCAGCGGGGCCUGGACCCCCCUUGGCCACCCCUGAUUCCCCAUUGGCAAUGGCAGAGCCCAAGAAAGUGGGUGUGAGUGUCCAGGAGCGGGUCAGAGGCUGGGCUGCUGAGAGCUCCGAGGUGAAGCCUGAGAUGAGGAGGAGGACAUUCCGGGCUCGGCCGCUGUCCGCAGAUUUGACCAAAGUGUUUUCAAGUUCAGAUUCAAGCAAGGAAGUCAGAUAUGAGAAGUGUGCUGAGCUGAGUGGCGAGCUUUCUAAGAAGCUGAGAGAAAAGCCAAAGGAUGGGCCUGGUCUGGCUGAAACAUCUGCUCCAAGAAGCCCCUGGAAGCUGGUGACACUCGGGAAAAGUCCAGGUAGACGGAGCAGAAAGACAGUUCUAACCAAGUCCCUGACAACUCUUGGGGUGUGAGCACAGCAGGAACUCCUGACGUCACUCCAGAAGAUGAGGGAAGCUUCCAGACCGUGUGGGCCACAGUGGUUGAGCAUCACGUGGAGAAACAUACUUGUGUCUAACCCUAUGAGAUGCUGUCUCUUAGCCAUGCCCCCCAGCAAUGUGCCCGAUACACGUGCCCCAAAAUCUAGGCCCAGGCAGGAGAAAGGCUUUGGCUAGGGAAGGACCCACUGGAAAUAAAAACUUCAAGAAAGACAACCCCAGGAGCCUUGACAAUCCUAAGACAGAGAAAUUGGGACAUAAUGCUCUUUUGAAUGGAGAAGGUGAGUCAAGAAGGUAUCACACAUCUCUCCAGGAAAAAUACCCUUUGGGUGAAAAACACAAGAGCCCUUUCAUAAAGCACUCAGAAAAUCCUCCCACAUCCCAGAGGAUUGAGACCAAGUAUGACAUUAUGCACACAGUGUGGGAGCGUGCUCACAGCGAGGCCAUCUCAACAGCACCAGAGAAGAAAGCGGUGACCCUCCGGAGCAGCAAGUCUCUGAAGGGGAGGCAUCUGUUCCAGGAAGUCACCCUGGCUGAUCUGGAGUCUGGUCCAGAGAGUCAGGUGGGGUCUGUCCAAAGGGUCAGUUUGAUUUGGGAAGCUUGAGUGAUGCAUGAAUCUAGUGGGCCAAAGCUUGAUUUUCGAGAGUCAAAGGAUGUGAUUGGGGGCAAUUGCCUGUCGCCCAGAUGGACAGGUAGGGUUGUAGGGAGCUGGCAUGAAGUGGUCAAUGAAGAGCCCCAUUGUCCUGGGACCACCUCCAUGAGCACUGUCAAGGCUUCUGUCUGGGAUACCCAGCAUGAAGGGCCCGAAGGGACUGGACACAAGCCAGGAGUAGAAGCAAGGGGUCCCCCCCAGGAGUGCUGCCUGGAUCCUCCUUCCAAGGCUAAGGUUGAGCCCUUUGAAUUCCAAGCACAAGCACAUCCAGAUGUGUCUCCUGUGCAGAAAGGGACCCUUACUGCACCUGCCAGUGAGGGUGACCAAAGGCUGGUCCAGAUACCAGAGCCUGAAGUCAAAAUGAGGAAAGCUGGUUUGAUUGACCAGAGAAUGGACAGAUGGAGACGGCGGACUCUACCCCAUGAUGUGAAAUUUGAUGCAUUUGGUUUCCUCACCCCAAAGAACUCAUCGAAGGUGGAGGAGAGGCAGACUGAUUAUUUGACUCACACACCUGGUGCCUUAAAAAAACCUCAGUUAUCCCCCAAUAGCGUGGAGACCCAGGAGGUGAACCCAGGUGCUUUACAGGACCAGACUGUCUCAGUGGUAAAGCAAGGGUCACCUGUGGAACCCAAGACAAUAUUUUUUGCAGUAACCUAUCAGAUUCCUGAUAUUCAAAAGGCAAAGGGUGUUGUUAUGUCAGGGCUUGACAACUUGCUGGAACAUUCUAGAAAAGUCACUCCACCUUCCUCUCCUCAUUCUUUCACACCAAUUUUGGUUUCUCUUAACCAUGAAGAGCCACUGGAGGCAGUGGGCAGUAAAAACUGGACUAAGGGAAGAGUGCAUGAAAAUGUAAGUGUUUCAAAAAAUCUGAAGCUGACAGAGUGCCCAUCAUCUGUUGGGGACAAGAUUCUGGAAACUUCUAGGGAAAAAGUCAUCAAUGUGGAUGCUUUAUGGUGUCAUCCAGGAUCCGAAGAUGGCACUGGUUUUCAGAACAAUUGGAAGGAUACCAGGAGCAGGAUGUCCCCUAGCAACACUGCUCCGAAAACUACCCCGACUUUGAAGAAUCGUCCAAAGGAUCUUGUCAGAAGGACAGAGGUGAUCAGUGAGAUGUUCCCAGGCAAGAUCAAAGAUGGCUACAGAUUGAGUGUGCUGGACUGAUGGCUGAGUACCAGGAGCUGUCUAACAAAGUCCCUGGCGAGGCUCAGGAGUGGAAGGAGAGCCGGACUUUGGUGCCCAGCAGCUCACCUUGGGAGAGGCCAGGUGGGGUGGGACAGAGGAGGAAGAGCCUGAAGGACACCUCCGAAGCAGAGGGUCUCCGGAAACAAGCUGCUCCAGAAACAAAGCACAGCUCUCCUAGUUCAGGCAGGCAGCCGGCAGAGACCCUAGGGGCAGCCACGAACACCAAAGCCAGCUCUCCUUUGUGGGCUCUGCCACGGGUGAAUUCCUUCUGAGAGGUAUCCAGGGGUCUCUUCUGUCCCUGAAGGCUCCAGGAAAAAGGCUUAGGAAUUACAGAGGAAGACAACAAUGCCUUUGCCAGUAAACAUCACAAUGCAAAGUGUCCAAACGACCCAGCUGAGUUGAAGAAGUCCUUUAGUCAGGAGGAUCUGGGAGGGAGGGUCAGAGUGUCACCCAAAUCACCCCCUGCUGACUGGAAGAAAGGGAGUCUGAGGAAAUCCGCUGAGUGGAUAGAGGAAGACAUUGUGGCCCAGUGGGGAGACCACCCACAUGACUGUGGCAGGUCGCCCAUGGAUGUCAAGAGGGCCUAUUCAGAGAAGGGGCCCCCUACCAUGAUUCAAGAUGGUCUGUCCAUCAUGCAUGAAGCCAGAGAGAGGAGGAGAGAGCAGCCCAAAGAGAGACACAGCCUCCCGGGGGAGAGUUCAAAGGCCAAACUGGGGCCCUCCUGUUGGGAGUCAGGGACUCCAGAUGGUCACAAGUUGCUGCCUCGGGACCUGGAGAAGGAGAAUGUCAUCCAGGACAGUGAGCACCCGCCCUGGCACAUGAGCCCUGCGGCCUUGGGUCCCCGAAGAAGCCACAGCUUCUCUAAGGACAAGAGGAGUGGGCCCUUUGUG
Nycticebus coucang (slow loris) is the source of this 3468-nucleotide messenger RNA. RefSeq lists its product as uncharacterized. Lineage: Eukaryota; Metazoa; Chordata; Mammalia; Primates; Lorisidae. Bases 1 to 723 code for a protein of 240 amino acids. The transcript is spliced from 4 exons. The record is from RefSeq and is a predicted model, not a curated record.